Messenger RNA from Rodentolepis nana, 2373 nucleotides. The record is from the annotation of a GenBank genome assembly. NCBI's taxonomy places the organism in Eukaryota, Metazoa, Platyhelminthes, Cestoda, Cyclophyllidea, Hymenolepididae.
AUGACAUUAAUUGACGAUUAUAUCAAAAACGGAACUCCGUGGUCUCAAUUACCGCCGAAUGUGCAGUCUUCUCUAAAGCAAGAUCCGGCUGAGUAUGAUGCUAGAGUUCUUGUAUAUUUCUUGCAAAACCAAAUGGAAUAUUCCAGUGAUUUGAUAAAAAAUAUUGUUCGUAGUGAGAAAGCUUAUUAUCGCCAAUUGGUUCAAUAUAGUUCGCAACACAUGAUGCUAUUCCCUUACCAUCUUCAAAGAAAAAUUGUUCCUGGUUUGGAUAUAACUCCCUUUGAUUAUUACAAAAGUAUUGUUCGUCGAACCAUGCUUUCAGAAUUGUCAUACGAUCGAAUUCCGAAUUUUACGGCAGCUGAUUGUUAUCAAAUUCUUGGAAUCGGGAGGAAUGAGUUUAUUGAUCUUCUGAAUGUCUAUAAGGGGAAACUUUGUUCACCUCAAUCUCAAUUGAAAGAGUCACCUGAAGCCGUUCUUGAUGGUCUUCUUCCAAAAGCUCCACACAAUUUCAAGCAUCUUCAGCCUUGGUUUAUUGUACGUGCUGGUUCAGUCAGUCUUACCGAUGUUCAGGAACAAACACCAGAAGUCCAAUCGGUCCUUGACAAAAUUAUUGACCACGAUCGAUCAUCCAUUGUGGAUCAACUCGGUCCAGGACUUAGGAUCUCCGAGAUACCAUUGGGUGAAUUUCAGGAGCUUUAUAGUCGUGGUCUGGUCUAUGUUGACGUCCCCAUUCUUGAAACCGAUUGUCUCUUCGUGCCAACCUUGGAUGGCUUCAUAAUGAAUCGAGUUACCGGUGAUAGUUGUGAAACUCUCUUAUACAAGAUUUUUGUGUCUCUCGAUCCUCAAUCUAACCUUAGUCAACUUGCUUCUGAUUUGGGUGUUGGUUUGGAAUUCGUCAUUAAUGCCGCAUCUGUGUUUGUAAGACUUGGAUUUGCCCAAAAAUCUAAUAAACAAAGUAAAGUGGAUAGUCCCAUAUCGUUGAUUGAUAUUUCCUUGCCUACGUCUAUGUCUGAAUCUAAAAAAAUUUCAUUCAUAUUCGAUUCGUCUAUAACAGCUUAUCUCAUGUUGGGUAAUCUCUCUGCUAACUUAAAGAAACAUUCGGUGACAAUGUUCGAAGUUGGAAAACUAACCGGUGAUUCUCUUACUGCUUUCUAUAAAGAGAUUUCUUCACUUUCAAAUUCUGCUGAACAAGAUGUCGGAGUGCACUAUGAGCAUGCAAAAUGUCUUAGCCAAACUAUGAGUUAUAUCUCUCGUGCACUAACCUCCUGUGAAGAUAAUUUCAAGUAUUUGGAUCUUGUUAGGUGUGGUUCUCUUGCUUCACUUGAACCCAUCACUCGUUGCAGAAUACUUUCACGAAAUUACAACCUUCUCGUUUGCAUGGCACCCUUGUCUUACGAAGAGGCACAGAUUUUCGGUCCUAAUUUUCCACUCAUUAUUGGUCCCCCAAUUCCGGAGAUUUGUUCCUCCUGGUUUCGUCUGUUUAUUUGUAAAACUGUUGGGGAGGGUGGCAUGCCUUCCCUCCUUCUCACACGUGGAACUCGAGUUAAUCAACUUCCUUCUUCUCUUGCUCGGUUUUCAAGUUUUCUUGUGACUUCUUGGGGUCAUGACCCUGUUUUGAUGGAUAUCUACACAUUAUUUUACUCCGUCAACGAUCUUACUAUUAAUUGUCCUGUUUUUAUCCAAGCCUAUGAUGAUCGGGAACGAAAUUUUCCCUUGCAUCAACACUUUUUGUCCCUUCCACUUACUUCGGAGUUUAUAACGCGAAUGAGUAAGCGAUUACCGUGUUUAGAGCGUCUUUCUCAGUCUGUGGACCUGACCUGUUUAAUCGGAUAUCUAUCCCUUCUUUUACCUGAUGGGAAAUCGGAAGUCGAUUUUACAUUAAAACACGAUGAAACAGAUCCGAACGGGGAAGGUUUUGGUGGAGGAAGUUUGUAUCAGCAAAAUACCUCCCAAUUCUUGGAGCAUUCUGUCGUUGACCCACGUGUUGUCUUGUCUGAAUCAAGUCUUGAGGAGAUUGUCAACUCUGGUCGACCGGUUAAAGUGCUCAGUGUAAAUCUAGGCAUCCCUUUGUUUAAUUCAGCUCUCAACACCGCAGUAUUUAAAAGAAUUAGAGAGUUAUCAGGAGAUAGUGACCAGCUACUAUCAUUGGAACUUCGUUCAAAAAUUGCAGAGGCUAAUGAGGCGUUAGCGAAAAAAUUGGUAACUUUUAUCAAGUCCUCUGGAGGGAUUUAUGUCAACACUGCCUCUUCGAUGAUCCCUGAUGAUGGUGGCUGUGACUAUGGUGACAAGCAGGCAUCACCACCAAAGUUGCCUCUACCCUCCAUUUCUCUGUGUUGUAACUCGAUUGGUGACCUGCAGGAGUGGGAAAAUUAG